UCUUUAAAACUGACUUAUCGUACGAUACUUAAAACCCCAAACCUGAUUCAAUGAAUAAUAAUGAAACAGUGUUAAUGAAAACAUUCUAGAUUCUUGGUUGCUACAGAUUUCAAUCCUUAGAUUUGAUUGCAAGGUGUAAAGGUGUGAAGGUAAAAUAUGAAUUUGAGCGGAGUUUGCCUUGGAAUUCUCUUUGGAAUAUUUGGAAUCAGUAUUGAAUUAGUUUCCUCUCAAGGUUGCAUAACGGAAUGUGGCGGAGGUUUGUCUUGUUUGCUCCCGUAUAAUUGCACCCACUUUGAUCAAUGCCAUUCGACUGAUGCUGGAUGCUCGUGUACCCGUCUAAUGUGUUCUUUUGGAACAUUCUUCAGCGCCGCGUCUGGUGUCUGUGAUACAGUAUCCAAAGGGUUGUGUGAUGAAGAUCCUUGCUUACAGAAACAGCGAGAUUACACCUACCCUAGUAACUUCAACUGCAGGAGUUUCUACCAGUGCAACAACAAGGGGCGCUCAGUUCCCAUGUGCUGCCGUGAUUUCUAUAGAUAUGACUAUGAACUUCAAGAGUGUACCCCAGAUGUUAGCUGCAAUAUAUCAUGUAACCAACGAGAAGGCCAGGAGUAUUAUAAUCUCAGUGCAGAUCAACUGAUGGCAACUGAUCCUUAUGAAUGCUUCUUUAGGCCUAUUUCUGGUAAACCUAAUAAGUAUUACAAUGAAGUCGCCAAAAUAGAGCAAGACUGUGCAGACUCCACUUUCUACAAUCCUGAAAAGUGCGGAUGCGACAUGAUAGCCGCCCCUGCCGGAACAUUGAGAGCUCCACGUUGCCGACCUCUUUUGCACGUAGACUUUGCAAACGACACUGUCGUAAACCUUCGGAGGGAUGUCUACAUUAAUGCACAGAACACAGACAUCCAGGCCUCUGGAAUGGAGGGAGUGCAAUAUGGUCUCUUCAACGGUCGCAACUCCUUCAUAGAAAUUCCUUAUCUAAGUGGCAUUGCCCUCGACAAGUUCUUCAUCAGACUCCGAUUCUACAGUGCCGCUGGGGGCGGAGCUGAAGACCAGGUUCUAUUUUCCAACUGCGAGUCAACCAUCUCCAGGACUGCAACUGAUACAUCAGAACUCCCCCAAGUCUACCAAAGACCUUCAAUGGCUGUUAUUCUGAACAAGCCUAGCAGGCUUUUAACGUUCAUCGCUCAAACAGACACUUCACCGAAAACUAUCAUCCGAUUACCGUUUCUGGAUGAAGGUUGGAAUAAUGUUGAAAUGGUAUAUGAUGGCAAAGCUUUAACAGCAAGAAUAAGGUCCGUAUCACCUGAUGGAACUGGCGUGGAAGAAAAGGACACCAAAAUAUUAUCAGGACGUCUGCUUGCAUCCAAAUUUACUCCAAGAAUAGGAGUAUGUAUGACUGAAAGAGAUGCUUUCUUUGGAUAUCUAGACAUGGUGAAAAUGUAUGAUUGCAUACCUGCUGAUCUUCCUAUGAUGUAAAUUAGAAUUCUUAAAAACGAAAGAGGAUUCUCAUAGUCUAUUAUGUUUCUUUCCUAAAAUUUCCAUUAUUUUAUUUACUUUUGAAUACUACAGUACUAGUUUAAUGGGCGUCUAUCUGUAAAGACUCCCUUUUUUUCCUGGAUGUGUUGCAAAAACUGCCUGCACUGUUUACGUGGUCUACUGAAUUGAAUCGAGGUGAAAUCUUGAGAAGGAUGCUAUAAACUUUACCACAUGUACAAUUCGCCAAAGCAACAAUAGAAAAGGUUUGCCUGUCCCAUAAUUUCUCAAAACUGACCGUAUUAAUGGAAAAAUCAACAGGAACUAGGGCACUACUGAAUGAUUUUUAGAGAAACAAACGUUUGGAUUUCAUCUUGAAAGACGUUCUGCUAUGCCUAUUUCAUAUUCACACACUUUUCACUUGUGUUGUUUUUAAUGAUUCACUUCAGCAUUGCACCAAUAUUUUGACCCAAACUAAUGUUUUUGCGUGUAUGUUAAUAUAGUUUGUAAGCAUAAGGAUUCGGAAACAGUUUUGUUUCUAUAAAGUUUGUAAUAUAUUACAAUUAUACGUAAACAGUCUAACUGAGAUCAUUCUUUGUUUUACAAAAUGUUUAAAAGUUAUUCAUUUUAAACUAUCAAAAAUUGUGUAAAUCUAUCGUAUACAUCUAUUCAUGUGUGUUAAGAGUUCCCUUUUGUAAUGUAAUAUUAUAAUUAUUAUUUUUAUUAUGUUAAAAUAAUAAAGGCAAUAUAAUGUAAAAUUUCAGGGUUAUU
Molecule: messenger RNA, 2241 nt
Organism: Magallana angulata
Lineage: Eukaryota; Metazoa; Mollusca; Bivalvia; Ostreida; Ostreidae
Product: protein PIF-like
Exons: 9
Coding region: 157-1473 (438 amino acids)
Cellular component (GO): extracellular region
Molecular function (GO): chitin binding
Source: RefSeq, a predicted model, not a curated record